UUUACAAAAAAUCCUCGUCGGCCUCUCGGUAAAAUGCUCGCAAACCUACUAACGGCUAGUGAACGAAGGGUCCUUUCCACGUCCUUUCGAUUUUUCCGUCGGUUUCAUUAUUGUGCACAGAAAUACGAACCACUAGUUCACCAGGAAAAGUUUCGAUGUUUACGGUUAACAAGAAAUUUGUCCAGCACCAGCAGCCGUAAAAGUGAAAUCGAAUCAACGCAAAAAUCCUUAUCCGCAAAUGGAGCAUCAGAACAAGACACGAAACAGCCACCGAAGAAGCUUCAGUUGCGAUCAUCGGACGUGAAACGGUUGCUGGGGUUUGCGAAAUCCGAACAGUGGAACAUUGCAGGUGGCAUUGGAUGUUUGAUAAUCUCGUCCGCAAUCACUAUGUCCGUACCAUUCGGACUAGGGAAAAUCCUGGACGUCAUCUUUGCCGGUUCCUCCGGAGCUGGUAUGGCUAAGGAACAGCUGGACCAGUUUUGUCUGCUACUCGGCGGCAUUUUCCUGCUUGGUGGACUGGCCAACUUUGGCCGUGUGUACCUAUUUAGCAAUGCCUCCCUUCGAAUAACGAAAGACAUUCGGACGAAAGUGUACAGCUCGAUGCUAAACCAGGAAGCGGGCUGGUUCGAUCGGAAAGGCACGGGCGAGCUGGUUAACAGACUGUCCUCCGAUACGUUCCUCGUUGGCAACUCUCUCAGCAUGAACCUUUCCGAUGGAUUGCGAUCAACAGCCAUGAUACUGGCCGGAACGGGCAUGAUGGUGUAUACCUCUCCUCAUCUGGCCCUCGUUGGCACAUGCAUCGUUCCGGUGGUGGCUGGUGGAGCAGUCGUUUAUGGGCGCUACGUCCGUAACAUUACCCGUGAACUAAUGGACAAGUACGCCGAGGUGAUGAAGGUAGGCGAAGAGCGACUCGGUAAUGUGAAAACGGUCAAGGUGUUUUGCAAGGAGCGCUUUGAGAAGCAGCUUUUUACCGAGCAGCUGGUGGACGCGCUCAAUAUUGGCUACCGGGAAACGAAAGCGCGAGCAUCAUUCUACGGGAUGACGGGACUAUCGGGGAACAUCAUCAUCCUUUCGGUCCUGUACUAUGGAGGCACAAUGGUAAACAACGCGGAAAUGACAAUCGGAGCGCUUACUUCAUUCAUCCUGUACGCCGGUUACACUGCCAUCUCGAUCGGAGGUCUCAGCAAUUUCUACACGGAGUUGAACAAAGGCGUGGGAUCGGCAAGUCGACUUUGGGAGAUCAUCGAUCGUAAAUACACGAUACCGAUCGACGGAGGAAUCGAGCUUACCAACCAACCUGCGGGACAAAUACAGUUCCGUGACGUAGUGUUCCAUUACCCUUCACGGCCAGAUGCGGCCAUUCUGAGCGGAGUAAACCUGACGAUAGAACCGGGAACAACCACUGCCGUCGUGGGACGCAGUGGUUCAGGAAAGUCGACUCUCGCCUCACUUGUCCUACGAUUAUAUGAUCCAGCCCAGGGUUCGGUUCUGCUCGAUGGUAUCGACUUACGUGAACUGAAUCCAACCUCAUUGCGGCGUUAUAUCGGUGCAGUCAAUCAGGAACCGAUACUGUUCAGUGGCACGAUACGGGAAAACAUUCUGUACGGUCUCAACAUGGGCGAACAAAUAUCCGAGAGCCGGUUCGAGCGCGUGGUCCGUGAAGCGCACGUGGACGAAUUUGUGCGUAGCUUUCCGGAUGGACUGAACACACUGGUCGGACAGCGUGGCGUAAUGCUUAGCGGGGGUCAGAAGCAGCGAGUAGCUAUUGCACGAGCCAUUAUACGGAACCCCAAAAUCCUCAUCCUAGACGAAGCGACGAGCGCACUGGACGCGGUAUCAGAAGAGCUGAUACAGAACGCUUUAGAGCGGUUAACGAAGAACCGUACCGUGCUGACGAUAGCGCACCGUUUGAGCACUAUCCGCAAUGCGACCAACAUAGCGGUGCUAGCCGACGGUCGGAUAGUGGAACAUGGCAAUUACGAUCGGUUGAUCGCGACCGAGGGCGGUGUGUUCCGGGAACUGGUGCAACGACAAACCUUCAGCUCCACCGCCGUUAGCUAGGGGAUAAGCUAGCUUGUUUAGUAUUUUUUUCGAAUUGCCUUCAUCCUGCGCGACAGAUCUCUCAUUCUGUUGGAGUGUUUUGUUUUUCGUUUUCUGUUUCUCAUUUUACAAGAUUCCAUUCUUAUGUUAUUCUUUUGUCUCUGAUAUGUAAAACUACGGAGAAUAAAGACUUUAGAUUAAUAGGUGGUUGAAGUGAAGGAA
Molecule: messenger RNA, 2262 nt
Organism: Anopheles aquasalis
Lineage: Eukaryota; Metazoa; Arthropoda; Insecta; Diptera; Culicidae
Product: ATP-binding cassette sub-family B member 10, mitochondrial
Biological process (GO): oligopeptide export from mitochondrion
Cellular component (GO): mitochondrial inner membrane
Molecular function (GO): ATP binding; ATP hydrolysis activity; ABC-type oligopeptide transporter activity
Source: RefSeq, a predicted model, not a curated record